Carassius auratus (goldfish) is the source of this 2283-nucleotide messenger RNA. RefSeq lists its product as uncharacterized. NCBI's taxonomy places the organism in Eukaryota, Metazoa, Chordata, Actinopteri, Cypriniformes, Cyprinidae. Gene Ontology annotation, cellular component: plasma membrane. Gene Ontology annotation, molecular function: transmembrane signaling receptor activity. The transcript has 13 exons. The record is from RefSeq and is a predicted model, not a curated record. The coding region runs from base 107 to 2194 and encodes 695 amino acids.
UGGGUGAGGUUAGAGAGAAAGAAAGGGGAAGGAAACUAUCCUCUCAGAGCGGAAGAGAAAGACUGUAACGGUUCUCACACAGAGCUUGGACUCAUAUUUAAGUAAAAUGUUCAGAAUGUGUGUCGCUUUGCUCGUCUUUUCCAGCAUCUGUACAGUUGUUGUUGGUGCUCCAGUUAUAGUCACAGGAUUCAGAGGAGAGAGUUUUAACAUCAGAUGCCCUUAUGGAUCUGGAUAUGAAUCACAUGUAAAGUAUUUGUGUAAAGGCGAGUGUAGAGACAGACAGGUCAUAGUUAGAUCAGGAUCUCCAGCUGAAGACGAGAGAUUCUCUCUGAGAGACGACACGACGGCCAGAGUUUUCACCGUCACCAUCACUGAUCUGAGACCAGCAGAUGUGGGACAAUACUGGUGUGGAGUGGAGAGGAGUUUACUUGAUGAUGUCUAUUCAGAGAUUCUGUUGCUUGUUAAACAUGAUAAUAAGACGACUGAGGUUUCAACUAUCAGUCCUUUUACAGUAACAUCAUCAUAUUUCAGCACAACAGAAACAAAACCACAACCCAGCAGCAUCACAAUCACAGAUCAGCACAAAUCAACAGAUCUGGCUUCUGUCGCUGGCGGUCUGGGUUCGGUUCUGCUGGUUCUGGUUCUGUGUUCUGGAACGUUCCUCAUCCUGAAAAAGAGGAAAAGGAAAUCUGGGACAGCUUUAUUUCAGCAGAAUGUGCCGCACAACACAGAGACUGACCGUAUGUAUGAGGAGAUUCCAAACUGUGAUGACAUCACCACAGCAUCUUCGUCCAAUCAGACACCUGCAUCACAUCAUAUCACCCGCCCACAAGUCUGUACUGUUUAUGCCAAAGUAACCAAUCAGCAGCCUGAUUCAAAUCCCCAUCACACCCACUCGACCAAUCAGGUGACGGAUACGGACUAUGAUUAUUAUGCCAAUCUUACAUUUCCUGAGCCAGCAAUAGACAGAAGAACAGAACUGAUCUACACAACAGCGACACAUCCACAAAACAUCAAGACAAAAUAUUCAGUAAUCAAACAUAAUAGAGAAAGAAAGGGGAAGGAAACUAUCCUCUCAGAGCGGAACAGAAAGACUGUAACGGUUCUCUCACAGAGCUUGUACUCAUAUUUAAGUAAAAUGUCCAGAAUGUGUGUCGUUCUGCUCGUCUUUUCCAGCAUCUGUACAGUUGUUGUUGGUGCUCCAGAUAAAGUCACAGGAUACAGAGGAGAGAGAGUUAACAUCAGAUGCUCUUAUGAAUCUGGAUAUGAAUCAAAUCCAAAGUAUUUGUGUAAAGGCGAGUGUAGAGACAGACAGGUCAUAGUUAAAUCAGGAUCUCCAGCUAAAGACCCGAGAUUCUCUCUGAGAGACAACACGACAGCCAGAGUUUUCACCGUCACCAUCACUGAUCUGAGACCAGCAGAUGCAGGACAAUACUGGUGUGGAGUGGAGAGGAGUUUUAAUACUGAUGUCUAUUCACAGAUUCUGUUGCUGGUUAAACAGGGUAAUGAGACUACUGUGGUUUCAACUAUCAGUCCUUCUUCAGCAAAACCAUCAUAUUUCAGCACAACAGAAACAAAACCACAACCCAGCAGCAUCUCAAUCACAGAUCAGCACAAAUCAACAGAAGGUGAUGUCUUGCACACCGAUGAUGGCUCCAUCAUCUACAUCUCUGUUGGGUUAGUCAUCGUUCUGGUCAUCUUCUUCCUGGUGCUGGUGCUGCUGUGUUUGAAGAGAAGCAGGAAAUCACCAGGACUUACUCAAUCUGGACUUUCACAACAAGUCUCCGUUGUGCUUCUUCCUUUGAAUGAAAACACUGCAGAGGACUUUAACGACCACAAAUAUGAGGAAAUCAACAAGCUGCAGCACAAGAACAAAGACAUCACAUCUGUCUACAUAACAGAUAAACCAGAAGAUCCAAAGAUCUACACAACAGCAGAUAAACCAGAUGUUUCAACGAUCUACUCAACAGCAGAUAAACCAGAUGUUUCAACGAUCUACACAACAGCAGAUAAACCAGAUGUGUCAACUAUCUACACAACUGCAGAUAAACCAGAUGUGUCAACUAUCUACACAACUGCAGAUAAACCAGAUGUUUCAACGAUCUACACAACUGCAGAUAAACCAGAAGAUCCAAUGAUCUACUCAACAGCAGAUGAACCAGACGAUUCAAUGAUCUAUACAACAGUAGAUUGACCAGAUGAUCCAACCGUAUGAUGACUUUACUGACUGCGUCUCAGAUUUUAAGAAGAAAUUUUGGAUAAAGAAAUCCCAGAUUUAAAAAA